Messenger RNA from Paramuricea clavata, 2655 nucleotides. Lineage: Eukaryota; Metazoa; Cnidaria; Anthozoa; Malacalcyonacea; Plexauridae. The record is from the annotation of a GenBank genome assembly.
GCAAUAAUUCUUGGCAUAACUGUACUUUUUGGAGGAGGGCAAAUAUCAAACAAAUCGGUAAGACAACUUACGAACGUUGUACAUUAUGUACAAAUAAACAUAUCGUGCACAGCACAAGAUACAAAGUAGAUAGGAAGUAUAACAUUUGAUUUCGAAAGGAGGAAAUUUUGAACUAACAUUUUUUCCGCAUUGCACUAUUCAUUUUUCCUUUUCAGAAAAUUAUCCGAGUAUGUCUGAGUAUAUAUUGUUUUAUAACUGCCAUUGUGAGUAUUGUUCUCGAGGCUCCGGAUUGGAUGAGAUAUCUCUCGGAUAACCGAUCACCUGAUCAAACUUGCAAACUGGCAAUGAUUGCUGUUCCUGGAUUACAAAGAGGUAAAAUACGUUUUUACAAUCAUGCAUUGCAUGGUUGAACAUUUUGUCCUCUAUUUAAAUCCAGUUGUAAGCAACUACCAUAUAAGCGCAUACACACAGCAUAUUCGCGAAGUAAAAGACCAAAUAAAUUUUACAGACGUAAAAACCAUAGAUAUCUUAUAUACACUAGAUAGUGCAUCUAAUUAUUCUGCAAUUCAAAAAUUGAAGUCGUGAUUGCAGACUCAGGAUAUUCCCAUGAAAUGAGAAGACUCGUAUGUUUUCUAUUUCUUAAACAGGGAACUUAAACAUUAAGUUAAACCUAUUCCAAAUACAUUUUCAAACUGUUCAAAUGAUGAAAGUUAUUGUUGUUUUUUAAGCGUUUAUUAGCGUGUGGGAAACUAACCGCGGGUAAUUAACCGCUGGAAUAUUCUUGGCUUCAAUUUUACUAAAAGAGAUGCGCUAUCUAGUGUAUAUAAGAUAUCUAUGGUAAAAACGCACAAGUUGUAACAAAUCUGCAGCAAACUCGUGUAGCAAUGCUGUUCCAACAAGAUUGACAACUUGUUGACAAGUUGUCAACGACUUUUUGACAACUUGCUACAAGGUUGUUGAGCUCAAAAGACUUGUUACAAAUUGUUCCAUGCAACAACUUGUUGUCGUCCUGCAUAAUUUAACAAGUUGUGAGUGACAACCUUGGAGCAACAUUGUUACAACUUGUUGACAAGCUUGCUACAAGCCUAGCUCAUGUUGCGAACACAUCUUGUUGACAAAUUGUGAGAUUUUUACAAUACGUGCGUACAUUUAAGGGAAACAAGAAGGACAAAUUAAAAGUUCCAAUGGCAAUUGGGUGUAGAUAAAACGCUGACACCAAAGUGACAUUUUUUGGACAUAAUAAAUUGGACAAUAUAUCAUCCAGUUUAGCCUUAAUUUGACCGGCUUCUUUUGCUUUUCUUAAAUCUUGAGUUUCAUGAUGGAACAUUUCAGAGUCGGCUGUUUCAAGGAAUUUAAGUUCUUCACAUUCUGCUAAUAUUUCAGCUUUCUCAUAGAUGUAAUUUACAAUGCUUUAUACAGUACCGUGCAACAGUGAAAUGAUUAAUUAACUCAUUUUCAGUCUCAACAAUGUCAUUAUUCAUUAACACAUUUUUUUUCUCAAUAUAUUUUCAUAGAAAUGCAGUAUUCAGAGUACAGUUGCAAACGGCGAACGUCCUAUGCAUGGUCUGUCGGUUUCAUCACGGUUUCUGCCGUGUUGCUCAUUAAUUACAGCGUUUGUUCAAUCUUACUGCAUGUAUGGUUGGCUAUAAAAGAUCAGGUAAAACCAUAAUGACAUAAACCGUUAUUCCGAAUUUAAAUACAGCAAUAAUAAUUAAAUCCUUGCAUCCAUGACCCAGAGUUAUGUGAGGUCAGUGUGGAACACUCUACUCAGCACUAACGCCAUAAAACAAAUAAAUGAUACUCAGGGCGUUUUGGGGAGAGGGGGCAUCCACAGAUAGGGAACAUACUAUGCUAAAUGUGGAGAGAUACAGAUGGUUGUUUAAAAUAUAAGAUAUUUACAACACAAUCUUUAGCAUUUUAGUAAAAAGACAUUGUCAUUGAAUCAUUUGAAGAUUAAUGACGUGACAUACCCAUCCUUUCAACUCUGUAAAUCUUAUAUUCAAGGAUCAAUUACCAGAAUAUCAAACAUCCGUUCUAAAUUUCAUUUUCUUCCAAUGUUUUUAUGUUUUGACUUAUAUUUUGGAGAAAAUAGACUUUGCCCAACCCCCUCCCCAGUUAUGACCCUUAUCGUAAUGUUCUAAGUUUGCUAUUUCCUAGAUGGCUUAUAAAAUGCCAGAUUAUCCUGCUUACACAGUCAAAGAGAAUAAUAAAACUGCAAAAACGAAGAACGAAAAGAAGGAUGGAUCAGCGAACAUGGGUUUUGAAGAAAAUUGAGAGGAAAACGCAGUCAUAUAUGUCAUGUUUUUGGUAGUGCACACGGUCAAUGGUCACAGUUUUACAGCAAUAGAAAGUAAAGCCAAGGGGGGGGGGGGGAUAUUAUGUUAAAAUGUGUAAUGUGUAGCAGACAAUUUAUAUGUAGUUUUCCUUGUCGGUAAAUAAAGGCCAAACAAAAAAUGUUACUUUCAAGCUUCUGCAUACCAACCUGUUUUUUUUAAAUGUCUCUGACUGGUUUAAACAUUGCUAAAAUUUCCCCUUUUCCCACAAAACAUGGUUUCUGUUUAACAUUUCUAUACCAUGCGAUGACUGCGAGAAAGAGUAUUUGGAUCAGUCUAUAAAACGCCAGUUUGGGUCACGGCUAAAAGAACAUAUCAAAAG